This is a messenger RNA of Arachis ipaensis, 802 nucleotides long. Its product is annotated as Acyl-CoA N-acyltransferases (NAT) superfamily protein. The record is from RefSeq and is a predicted model, not a curated record. Gene Ontology annotation, molecular function: N-acetyltransferase activity. Lineage: Eukaryota; Viridiplantae; Streptophyta; Magnoliopsida; Fabales; Fabaceae.
CUCUAUUUAAUUCCAAUCUAACGGCUGGAAAAAGAAAAGAAACAUAACAUUCGUAGUUGGUAGAGAUGGCGGCGAGAGGCAAAGGGAGUGUGAGUUUAGAGGGACAGAAAGUCAUUCUUGUUCCGUACAUGGAGUCCCACGUGCCCAAGUAUCACUCCUGGAUGCAAGACCCUUCUCUUCUUCAGGCUACUGCCUCAGAAUCUCUCUCCCUCGACCAAGAGUAUCACAUGCAACUUUCCUGGUCUCAGGACCUUAACAAGGAUACGUUUAUUGUACUCGAUAAAGAUUUGCUUCUUGGAAAUUUCUCUCAUGGGGAACCCCAUGUUGAAGCCAUGGUUGGUGAUGUAAAUAUCUUCAUGAAUGACUUGGAUAAUCCUCACAUGGCAGAGAUUGAAGUAAUGAUUGCUGAACCAAAAAGCCGUGGAAAAGGACUAGGAAAGGAGUCUGUUCUGAUUAUGAUGGCCUUUUCUAUCGAGAGCUUAGGAAUCAAUGUCUUUCGUGUCAAAAUUGGAGAAUCAAAUGAAGCAUCCCUUAACCUAUUCAAAAAAUUGGGUUUUGUGCAGACUUCAUAUAGCAAUAUCUUCCGUGAGGUAACUUUGGAGUGGCAAGUAUCAGAGCUCAAGAAUGAAGAGAUGGUUGGUUUGUCGGCUACUAUGAUUAAACAUAAAUAAAUGUUACAUUUCAGAUCAUCUUGUUAAAUUUUAAUAGCGGAUGCCAGAUAUUCACUCCUCCUUAUAUGACGUUUCCCAUUAAUCGUUAUUUAAUGAGAUGGAGGAGGGUUUUCAAGCCUCUCUUUUGAUAA